AUGUUCCUCGUAUACCUGGCCAUCAUGCAUUCAACAACAGCUAUACGAUUGGACAUGACGAAUAGGCAACUGACAACAAUAACAGACAAAAUGUUCAAAACAGAAACAACUGCAACAAUUCUGUCGCUGAACAACAAUAACAUUUCGGAAAUUGAGGCUGGUGCAUUCGAAGGUUUAACAUUACUGGAAAGGUUAUAUCUACAAGUCAAUAAAAUUGCAAUAUUGAAAGUUGGACUUUUUCAGGAUCUCACCUCAUUAUCAUACCUUCGACUUUCUGAUAAUGAAAUAACAGAGUUAACGCCUGGUGUUUUUAGGGGUUUGCAGUCAUUAAAAGUGCUAGAUGUAAGUGGUAAUAGACUUCCAAAGUUGACCAAAGGCAUGUUCAAUAACCUAUCCGCAUUGACAAAGCUUUUCCUAAAACGCAAUGCCAUAACAAAAAUAGAGUCGGGUGUAUUUUUGGAUUUGCAAUCACUGCAAGAAUUAUAUUUAGAUAGAAAUUUAUUGGUAAUUUUGACAAAUAAUGUAUUUAGUGAUCUAGUAUCAUUAAAAGUCCUUCAGCUUAAUGCCAAUGGUAUUUUAGAAAUUGAGCCGGAUGCUUUUAGAGGCUUGUAUGCCUUGGAUGUACUCUUUCUUGUCUCUAAUGAAAUACAAGACUUUUCACCUGGUACAUUUAAUGAUUUACAUUUUCUAAAAGGACUUUAUUUAUCCGAUAACAAUCUUACAAAUGUGACACAGGGAAUGUUUGACAACCUUACAUCACUGUCACGUCUUGACAUCAAACACAAUGGCAUUGUAGAGAUUCAGACAGGUGCUUUAAGUGGUUUACACAGCAUGACAUCGUUUUACGUUAUGUAUAAUAAACUUUCAAAAUUGAAAGAGAACAUGUUCAGAAAUCUUGUAUCGUUGACCUCGCUCUUUCUUUCAUACAACGACGUAAAAGAGAUUACAUCUGGUGCAUUUAGGAGUAUGCGUUCAUUAAAUAAUCUAUCUAUGAUGAAUAAUAGACUUACAUAUUUGACAGUGGAUAUGUUUAAUGACCUGGUAGAAUUGAAGUCAAUAUAUCUUUCCUACAAUGAAAUACAUACGAUUGCAUCUGAUACGUUUAUCAAUUUACAAUCAUUAUCAUCUAUAUUUUUAAGUAAUAAUAAACUUACAAAAUUGACACGUGGAAUGUUUCAAGGCCUAAUAUCAUUGAAAACAAUCAAUCUCUCCUUCAAUGAAAUAAGUGAUAUUGCGCCCGGUACAUUUAGAAAUUUGUAUUCUCUAAAAUAUCUAAAUCUAAAUGAUAAUAAACUCAUAACGAUUCAUAUUGGUACUCUCACUGCCCUUUCUAAUCUUGAACAGCUUCGUCUAAACGGGAACCAACUUCAAGAAAUACCACCUGAUAUAUGUAAAGGUGAGCAUAAAUUACAACAAUUAGUUAUAAGUGAAAAUAAAACAUAUUAUGCAUCACAUGGGGACUUUGGCGAUGCGAUUACUUUUAGACAUAUCUGUGACAGCCAAAUGAAACAUUCGACAACUAUUGCUGAUGAACAAAUCGCAACUACGCAAUUGCAACAUGUAUCAACUGAGGCAACAGUGUUAAGUGUUCCAUUGGUGGCUGGUAUGGCAAUUGGAAGUUCAGGUUUUAUUGUAUCAAUUAUCAUCAUACUGUUAUUAGCGAUGUUCAGAAUGCGACGUUUACGUAAGCGUUAG
Owenia fusiformis is the source of this 1695-nucleotide messenger RNA. The record is from the annotation of a GenBank genome assembly. NCBI's taxonomy places the organism in Eukaryota, Metazoa, Annelida, Polychaeta, Sabellida, Oweniidae.